Molecule: messenger RNA, 876 nt
Organism: Perca flavescens (yellow perch)
Lineage: Eukaryota; Metazoa; Chordata; Actinopteri; Perciformes; Percidae
Gene: myl13
Product: myosin, light chain 13
Exons: 6
Coding region: 108-674 (188 amino acids)
Cellular component (GO): myosin II complex
Molecular function (GO): calcium ion binding
Source: RefSeq, a predicted model, not a curated record
AGUGGAUAAAGGGGCCUAACCUCUACUGGGCCACAUCCAACCGCAGUGUGCUGGAUCCCUCUGUGUCUGUGUCGGUCCUAUACUUUGUCUCCUGAAAGCUUCUGGCGAUGGCCCCAAAGAAGAAGGAAGAGCCAAAACCUGCAGCAGCACCAGCCCCUAAGCCGCCAGAGCCAGAGCGCCCUAAGACCCCGGAGUUUGACCCUGCAACAGUAACGCUGGAAUUCACCCCUGAGCAAAUUGAGGACUUCAAAGAUUCCUUCCAGCUGUUUGACAGGACACCAGCCAAUGAGAUGAAAAUCACAUACGCCCAGUGUGGUGACCUGAUUAGGGCUUUGGGCCAGAAUCCUACCAACACAGAGAUCAUGAAUGUCCUUGGAAAGCCCAAGCCUGAAGACAUGCAGACUAAGAUGCUUGACUUUGAUCAGUUUCUGCCCAUGCUCCAACACAUUUGCAAGGCCAAGGACCGUGGAACAUAUGAGGACUUUGUGGAGGGUCUGAGGGUAUUUGACAAGGAGGGGAAUGGCACAGUCAUGGGAGCUGAGCUCAGGCAUGUUCUAGCAACACUGGGUGAAAAGAUGAAUGAGAGCGAGGUGGAGCAGCUGAUGCAAAACCAGGAGGAUGCUAAUGGAUGCAUCAAUUAUGAAGCUUUUGUAAAAUACAUUAUGGCAACUUAAAAAGGGAAAGCAAGACCCUGAAUUCUUGACAGCAGAUCUAUGUUUCUGUAAAUCCCAUCUUGUAUAUUUUUCAUUUCCAUGCAUCUCAAAUGGAUCUACAACUCAUCAAUAUAUCACCAUGUUUUUUAAGACCGCUUGUGUUGAUGCUGUGCACACAUUGCACCAUAUAGUAGAUCAUGGUAAAUAAAUACAAUCAUAUUGA